GUUAUGUUUUUGGGGUGUCGUCAGCUAGAGCUAGUGUCACUUCCUCAGUGUUUUUUUGAUUUAGUAGGCUACAAUAAUAAAUCGACCAGUGCUUUAAAUAUCUAAAACCAAGAAGUAAUCGUUAAGAUGGCAAAGGAAACGUCUGGACUUUUAAUGAAUGUUAUUGGGACACUCUCAUCCCUAUCUUCAAAUGAGCAACGUGACCGAGAGAAGGCGAAAUUAGAACGUGAAUUUAAACUUAGCGACCAGAGAUUGGAGAAACUCGUUGCCACACACCACAGAGACUUGGCAAAUGUGAUGCAGAUCUACAGUAAAGUUUCUGUUAGCAUCAAUGACGCUAGAACUCGGAUAGCUAUGGUAAAAGGACAAUUGGCUGCUUGUAGAGGACUGUUACAUUGCAGAAGAGAUGAACUUAAGAAGCUGUGGCUCGAAGGUGUGGAGCAUAAGCAGGUUCUUUUAAUGCUGAAUCAAAUCGAAAAGUUAAAGGAAAUUCCUGAUAAAAUCAACGAGAAUAUAGCAAAGAAGAAUUACAUAGCAGCUGCCCAGCUUAUUGUUGAAGCCCACGAGAACUUACAAGGCCCGCUUCAGAAUGUUGAAGCUUUGAAAGAUGUCCGUAGUGAUCUUGCUACAAAGCAAGAGCGUUUCUAUAAGAUAUUGUUGGAAGAUUUGAGUCACUAUAUCUACGUGAAAUCGUCAAAUGAUGUACUGCAGUGGAAACGUGCUGCCAAUGCCCAACCAGCUUUCCAAAGAGCAUCUAGUGGCCGUAAUUCCUCUGGUAGGGCUUCUGGAAACAUGAUGACAAAGAGCGACGCUCCAAAAGUGAAAUCUCUUAUGCUAGAAAUUGUCGGCAGUAGUCAAAGCUCUCAAGAUGAAAGCAGUAACCAAUGCAUUUCAAAUAUAAUCCAGUGCCUCGCUCUAGUGAAUAAAUUACCCGAAACCUUAGAGAGCUUGAAAAGUGGCAUGGGAACGGAAAUGACGGCGAUCACAAGAAAAACCGCCCAGCAAGUCAGCGAAAUUCACCCUUCCAGCAACAAAAACGUUUUGAAAGAACUCUUUGAGGCCGUAAUGGAGCAAAUGAGAAGGAUAGUGAAGGCGCAUGCAGUCGUCCUUGAUAGUGUAAAAGGUUUACUGAAGGACCAGCAGUACAAUAAUGAUGUUGUUAUGUACACAAAAGAAGAUGUAUGGUCCCAAGUACAAACUGUGAUUCAGGUACUUUUGUCACAGUAUUGGGAUAUUGGUAGUACAGCGUCGAAGAGUAGCAAUUCGGGUGGUAGUUUCUCUUCGAAUUCCCAGUUGGCAGCCGCGGAUUUAAACGCCUAUUUUUCUAGGAGAAGGCAACCCAGGGCGCAGAAAACGACGCUUUUCAGGUUUGAAGGAUCCCUGCACUCCAUCAGCUUGAACGAUUCGAACAGCGAUCACUGCAAGCAAGACUCACAUGGACUUGAUGGUUCCGAUCGGGUUUUGAUUGUCGAGCCCAACGCACGUCUGGUGAUUGAAAUAUACCAACCACUGAUGGCCUUUGUUCAAGAAAUUGAAACUGCUCUGGGAUGUAGCUCACAAGGAACACAUUGCGCGCUUCAUGUAUUUAUCACCGUAUUUACACGUGACGUCUUCCUAAGUCAAAUUCACAUUGAAAUGGGCACCGCUCUAGAUGAAGCUACGCGAAAGCUAGAUAUGUGGAAGUCCGUGAACCCUACUGAAUCGAUACAGAAUACUAAGGCCACUCGUCCUUUGCUUCAGAGCACUGUACAAGUCUAUCGUUGUCUAAUGGAGAUUCGCCAAUUGAUGGAAGCGCUUCCACAAUUCGCUCAACAUUUUCUAGGAAUGACAUGCAACAUGCUACUCCGAUACAGUGAAACAUGUCAAGCAGCCUACAGAGGUUUAGUUCAACCGGACUCCGAGGACAAACGUGUGAUCAGUGCUACAUGGGCGAAAGAUGAAGACAUCCAUCGAUUUUUAAGGUCUCUUCCGAGUUGGACGGCUUUGCAAACUGUUCGAGCCCAUCGUAACUCUGGGGCUACUGAUGGUGAGACUUAUGAAGACAGUCCAGAGGAAAUCAAGCAGCGAAGUGCGAAAGAAACGGAGAUCCUGACGGGUAAUCUUGGCGACGCCAUCAUUCCUCCGCAUGAGAUUCUUGCCGACCCAGCGCAGAUGAGAAUAUUGGCUCUGCUCCAAGAAUCUUUGGAGUGGUUUGCUGCUCAUAUUCAAGAAUUAGCGAAUGUCAUAACCCGCUCUGGGGCUUCCGAAUCUCUCCUAGCUUUGCCGGAAUCAAACGUCCAGACGUUGCUGGAACUAGCAAAAGAUUUUGAAGACCUAGCCGACACCUGCCUUUUAGUGUUGCACUUGGAAGUGCGUGUUCAUUGCUUUUACCAUUUGGUGCCGCUUGGAAGACAAGCGCAAUUUUGGCUAAAUGGCGAUAAUCAGGAGCCUGACCCUGAAAUUGGUCGACUCAGUCGUGAUUUGACAGCCAUCGACGAAUCUUUGUCGGCAUUUAUUCAACCGCGCAAACAUCGCUACAUUUUCGAGGGAGUUAGCCACCUGGUUUCCAGCAUCAUUAUGUCUUCAGUCCAACAUAUCCGUCGGAUGAACGAAAAUGGCGUUAAGAAAAUGUGCCGCAAUAUUUUUGCGCUGCAACAAACGUUGACUAGCAUCACUUUGGCCCGCGAACCAGCAUUAGACCACGCUCGACAAUAUUUCGAACUGCUUUGCACCACCCCAGAAGAAAUUUUGAACGGUAUUCUCGAACGGGGAUCUCAGUACACGGAAUUGGAAUACAUCCAGGUGCUUCAUCUGUUGAACAAAAGUCGUCCAGGUACGGCUUCAAACGAAAUAACUCGUCAUCUUGAGCGCCUUUCAGAAAUUCUAGGAGAAUUAGGCGUUACUGUUUAAGUUUGUUUGUUUAAUUAAAUCUCGUGACGCUUGCAUGUUCAAACCGACAGGCGUCACGCUAUAAACAUGUUCACUCUUCUCUAUGGUUUCACUCAAGAAGUUGAAUUAAUUUUUUUUUCUCGUAUUCUCAUGGGUAAUCACCAUAUAUACAUACAUAUAUUACAUUUCCUGUUUUGAAACCCUACACGAUCAACUGGAUACACUGUGUAUAUCCCACUAAUUAUCAAUACCUUAAGUCGGCAAGUCGCUGUAUUAAUUUACGUCUCUUAUUUGUUUCGUAGAAAUUUCAGCUGUGGGUGGCAGCCACCCGGUGGCUAUCAAAGAAAGUGCGUUGAUCUCGUAUACAUUCAGCACAACGUUCGUGCCAUAAAACAAGUCGGGAAAUUCCGCCAACACUACGAUACGUGCCAACAUUUUUAAAUAAUGAGAGUUUUGCGGUUGUUUUAGUGUUGACAAUCGAAUAGCUCAAAGGGAACCUUGGUCACAUUGAGCUCUCUAAACAAGUGAUUAAGCCUUACAGGCGUGUAAGAGAAAGCAUAUCGAUCGGGUGUGAUCUCCUUAUCUGGGUAAAUCCUAGCCUGAUGAGCUGUGGACGUGAAGAGACGACGCUUUCUGUGGUUCAUCUCCGCUAAUAAGAGGAUCAAUUCUGGUAGAAGAGAAGCCGCAACUUGCUGUUGGAUUGAAGUAAAAAAUUGAAACGACAAGGAGGUUAGUGGCACAAACCAUGAGCGAUUGUAUCCGGGAAAUUCCGAAAUUCACUCGUCAAAGAGUUUUGGGGUGCAGAAAAGGCGGAACCUUAUUCUCCGUGAAUAUAAGUAACAGCGAGGAUCAUAUUUGCAUCAGUGCUGUUUCCGAGCCCGACUUCGCUUCACUACAUAUUCUAAUAUCUUUGUUUUUUUCAGCUUAAUAAGUUCAGCUGUCGAAUCUUCGGGUCGCUAAACAACAUGGCUAAACCCGAAAUUUCCAAGUUUCUGGCGCCAAUUUUGCUGAUUGCGUUGGCCUUCGCAAUCAUUGAAUCGGAUAUCUGCGUGUCGGCCGAAAGUAAUCUCAUGGGGGUGUAUGUUGAUGUGGCUGGUGACAGUUUGGAUGGCAUCGAAGAACGAUUUGAUUUUUCUCACGGAAAAGGAAAGGGGCACAUUGGUAGACGGCGCCCGGGAAAACUGCGUAAUAAACAUAAACAUAAACAUACCAAAUCCAGUUAUGGAGUCCCUAAAUCACAAUACGAGGCGUCCAAACCUUACUACCCACCAUCUAAGGCACAAAGCAAACCUCAUGCCAAAUAUCCUCCGAAGACCCAGUACAGUUUAGGUCCAGUUUAUAGUUACGUAGCUCCAGCUUACAAUACUCCAACCUACAGUCUACCUGUAUACAGCCAAUCUGCACACCUUCGUGCUUCAGCCUUGCGUCCGCAACCUUCACGUCCUCAAUCUCCACGUCGCCCUCAGGCUUCAGUUGUCCAUCGUCCGUCCCACCUUGCACCCCCUCAAUAUAAGAAUUCACCUCCAGUACAUCCCCAAUCAGCACUUCCAACGCGACCUAAAACUUCAUCCACGACACGCCCUAAGACGCCACCUCCGACACCACCCAAAAUUUCACCUGCGACAAGUCCCAAAACUUCACACCCGACCCGUCCUAAAACUUCACCUCCGACAAGUCCCAAAACUUCACCCCGCCCAUCUUCUCAUCGUCCCACAUAUCCUACAACUUCACUUUCCACAACAACCAGUCCUUCAACUACUACCAGUACCCGAGUUUAUAGUUCUCCGGCUCCUGUUAGUAGUACUACAGCUACUGCAACCUCUAGUCCGAUAGAUACCAGCACUUCUGCGUACAAUUCUUCCACUUCCGAUUCUUCCACUUCCAGUGCUCCGGAAUCUAGCUCUCCAAAGACCGAAUCCAGCCAACCGAAGAAAAAAUAUGCUCCACCCAAAAAAGAGAUGAUUAUUCCGCUUAAGUUAAAGAAUGAAGUCCCAAUCAAGCCAGCUUACACCCCAAAAAGCUCACCAAAGGGGAAUUCCACAUCUCCCGUAUCGAUAUCAAAGGAUAACGAAGGAUUUUUUAGUAGCCCGUCCGAAGGCUUUCCAAAUUUUUUCAAACAAUUAUUGCAAGGUUAACAAUAAGAGUUUAGAGCUGGUUUUGGUAACAAAAUAUUUAAGUUUGACGUGUUUUUGUUUUUAUUUAAGAACUUAAAUUAAUAAGACCGUAAACUAGUCUUGUACUCUUUUCUCAAUUGUAUACUUUUAUCGCUGCAUGGUAUUCUUUGAAUAUUUAUUUCCCAAAUCGUUUGUUACGUUUCCUUUUUUGCUCUUUUUGUUUCAGUAGGUGGAAAGGGGUUGGCAGAUUUUUGACAAUUCCAAGCUGAGUCGCGCGCUGAUUUUAUAAAAGUGAAAGAGAAAAGAAUUUGGCAUUAUAUUUAACUCGGCAAAAAGUGUCGCGGUUGCGACAUUUCUUCAACAGUUGCCAACCUCUCAGUUAUAAUGUUGAUUUAUUUUGUGACCGGCAAUAAAAGGUUCAGAAAUA
Daphnia pulex (common water flea) is the source of this 5409-nucleotide messenger RNA. It is a transcript of the gene Sec8, whose product is annotated as exocyst complex component 4-like. The record is from RefSeq and is a predicted model, not a curated record. The transcript has 16 exons. Lineage: Eukaryota; Metazoa; Arthropoda; Branchiopoda; Diplostraca; Daphniidae. Gene Ontology annotation, cellular component: exocyst; synapse; growth cone membrane. The coding region runs from base 127 to 2889 and encodes 920 amino acids. Gene Ontology annotation, biological process: Golgi to plasma membrane transport; chemical synaptic transmission; exocytosis.